GUCAUUUGCAGCAGCAAAAAAAAAAAUGUGGUCACUCGCAAAGAUUAAUUUGAGGAAAAUCUCCCGGCCGCUUGGCCGUUACCAGCACACCAUCCCCAAGGACCUACAACAGAUCGCCAAGGAGAAGGAUCCCAUUUUUUCCAAAAUGAUACAGUAUUAUUUCCACAAGGCAUGCGUCAAGCUGGAACCACGGCUGAUCGAGUAUCUGAAGAAGCAUCCCCUGAUGAGCGACGAGGACCGGAAGGCACGCGUUAAAACUAUCAUUCAACUCAUUGACACGCCGGCAAAUACGCUCGAGUUCCGUAUCCCGCUGUUCCGAGACUGUGGGCAGUACGAGAUUAUGACGGGAUAUCGGUCGCAUCAUUCACUGCAUAGGCUCCCGGUUAAGGGUGGUAUUCGGUACUCGAUGGAUGUGAACAGGGACGAGGUUAGCGCUUUGGCAGCGCUGAUGACGUUCAAGUGCGCUUGCGUUCAUGUUCCCUUCGGUGGGGCCAAAGGUGGAAUCAGGAUCGACCCGAGCAAAUACAGCAGCAAAGAGCUGCAGAACAUCACCAGAAGAUACACAACCGAAUUGGCGAAGAAGAAUUUCAUCGGGCCGGGAAUUGACGUUCCAGCGCCGGAUAUGGGGACCGGUAACAGGGAGAUGUCAUGGAUAGCCGAUCAGUACAGCAAGACGAUUGGUCACAAAGACAUUAACGCUUUGGCCGUGGUUACCGGCAAACCUUUGCAUCAAGGAGGAAUUCGAGGCCGCGUAGAAGCCACCGGAAGGGGAGUUUUCAUCGCGACUAAUUGUUUCGCCAGAGAAAAGGAAUGGAUGGCUGCCAUCGAACUGGAGCCCGGUCUGAAGGGAAAAACUGUUAUCAUACAAGGAUUUGGAAACGUUGGAAUGUAUGCAGCUCACUACUUUUCACAGGCUGAGUGUAAGAUUAUAGGUAUCAAGGAAAUCAACGUUUCGCUAUUGAACGAGGAUGGAAUUGACAUAGGAGAGCUUCUACAAUACACGCGUCUCAAUAAAAGCAUCAAAGGGUUCAAAGGCGCUAAGGAAGUGAGCGAGGAUUUGUUGCAUCACAAGUGCGACAUUUUGAUUCCAGCGGCAAUCGAGAAAUCGAUCAAUUCGGAAAAUGCAGGCAAAAUCCAAGCCAAAAUAAUUGCGGAAGGGGCAAAUGGACCGACAACACCAGCUGCUGAUACGAUCCUCCAGAGUCGUAAAAUUCUCAUUAUCCCGGACCUGUACUGUAACGCCGGAGGCGUCACGGCUUCCUAUUUUGAGUACCUGAAGAACAUCAACCACAUCUCAUUUGGGAAGCUCUCGUUCCGCCAGGAAUCGGAAAAUCUCCGCGAGGUGCUGAAAUCGGUGCAGAGUUCGCUGAGGGAUGCCGGAGUCUGUGCGGAGGUAAAUCCAACCGACGCGUUGAAACACUAUCUGGAUAAUGCAAGUGAGGCGGAUGUUGUGGCUUCCGGGCUCAAGUAUGUGCUCGAAUCAGCCGGCAAUGGGAUAAUGACCGUUGCCAAUCAGUACCAGCUGUGUUUGGAUUUGAGAACCGCCGCCUAUAUCUGGUCGGUUGAGAAGAUCUUCAAGACGUAUGAAGGGGCAGGGUUGGCUAUGCACCAUAAGGGUAUGCUCCAGGGUGUUCGGUUGGGUAGUAUCCGGGAUAAGGUGAUCCUCUUGGAUAGUAGUCUGGAUAACAGGGUUGGUUUGGGUAGUUUGGAUAGCUUGCAUCAGUUGGACCAACACGACCAUUCGGAAAGGGUAUCACGGGGUAGGGCGACCGAACCACGUUCGGGCAUGAGUACAUUCGAUUAA
Toxorhynchites rutilus septentrionalis is the source of this 1804-nucleotide messenger RNA. RefSeq names its product glutamate dehydrogenase, mitochondrial-like. The transcript is spliced from 2 exons. The coding region runs from base 26 to 1804 and encodes 592 amino acids. Gene Ontology annotation, molecular function: L-glutamate dehydrogenase (NAD+) activity. NCBI's taxonomy places the organism in Eukaryota, Metazoa, Arthropoda, Insecta, Diptera, Culicidae. Gene Ontology annotation, cellular component: mitochondrion. The record is from RefSeq and is a predicted model, not a curated record. Gene Ontology annotation, biological process: L-glutamate catabolic process.